Cheilinus undulatus (humphead wrasse) is the source of this 1830-nucleotide messenger RNA. RefSeq names its product G patch domain and ankyrin repeats 1 (gene gpank1). Gene Ontology annotation, molecular function: nucleic acid binding; protein binding. The record is from RefSeq and is a predicted model, not a curated record. The transcript has 4 exons. Lineage: Eukaryota; Metazoa; Chordata; Actinopteri; Labriformes; Labridae. Bases 574 to 1644 code for a protein of 356 amino acids.
UCCAGACCUGUUUACAACCAGAGGAAGAUAGAGGGUAUCGUAAACCUGAAGAAGCUUUGUUUUUGUUUUCGGAGAAGUAUUUUAUUUUGUCUAAAUUCAAUGUCGCACUUGUAUUAUUUUACAGGGGGCGUGGGAAGUGUCGCUCAAUUAAAUUGGGUUUAUCGUCUUUAGAUUAUAAGCGGUCAAAUGACUCAAAGCUAACGUUGAUGCUAACCUAAGCUAAAUCGAUAUGACAGUCUUACCCCACACGCUAGCUACAGACGCUUUAUCUCAAGCUUAGCCGUUCGGUACUUAGCAAGUAAACGUAAGAGGCACCGUGAAUUGUGUAUUUUCAACGUAACGGGAUAGAUAAAAUUAAUAAUAGCCCUGAUAAGAUCUCUAACUGCUAACCACAUAUGCUAGCUCAUUAGCUUGGCGUUGUCGUAUAUUACAGGCUCAGUGUGAUUAGUAUGAAACACGGCGGAUGAUAUAAGAAGGGAAAAACUGCCAUACUUCAUUGUAACUGAAGUACAUUUGGAUUGCCUUAUUUAAAUGGCUUUUUAAAUUAAAAAGGUGCAGCCAGAGUUUUGUCCUAUGGCUCAUUUUGGCUUCACUCGUGCUAGUGGUCAGGAUGUUUUCAGCAUUGAAUCAACAUCUCAGAGCAGCUCUAAAACAGACAGUGCACUAUGUGGGGAGGAGGCGAGGCAGUUUUAUGAAAAUUUAGUGAAAGAUCGAGAUUUAUCGAGGAGUAAAAGAAACAAAAAAGUGAACGGCAGAGAGCGGCAGAGGAGGAGAGUCAGAGCUGCAGAGGCUCGGCAUCAUCAGACUGAUUCUGUGGUCCAAAGAGGGGAUAAUAAUGAAAGUGAUGGAAACCAAAGUAGAGAGACAAACAUCUCAGAAAGGUCCAUGGAGCUCAUGGGGCUCCGGUUGCUGCGCUGUGCCCAUGAGGGGGACAUCACGGGUCUUAAAGAUCUGCUCUCAAGGGGAGUCGACAUCAACUUCCAGGAUACUUACUUUUGGACAGCAGUGAUGUGUGCAAGCUGGUCUGGACAAAGAGCUGCUGUGAAGCUGCUGCUACAGCAUGGAGCUGCUUGGGUCGGAGUAGUCGACACACAGGGCAGGGAUGCCAAAGACCUGGCAAUGGAAGCUGGUCACAGUGAGGUGUUGGAGGAGUUGGAGAGCUAUGGUCAAAGCACUCCAAGUAAAGCACAGACUGACAAAAGAAACCUGCAGCCUCAAUGGUGCAGUGUGUGUCGUAGCGAGUACAGCAGCAGCCUGUCAUCGCAUCUCUCCUCCACUCUCCAUCAGUUCAGUCUGCAGCGUCCUUCACCCACCCCCUACUACUGCCUCCCCCCUUCCAGCAACAGCUACAAGAUGAUGGUCCGGAGUGGCUGGAAACCAGGGACAGGGCUGGGGCCUGAGGGAGAUGGGCCCAAACAGCCUGUGCCAACAGUGCUAAAAAGAGACCAGACAGGACUUGGAUUUGGAGAGACGAAAAGAGCCAAAGUUACUCAUUUUCAAGCCAGGGAUCAUGAUGCAGUGAAACCUCCAUCCAAGACCAAGCAGGAGAGAGGAGGGAAAGGACAGAGGAAGGAGGAUAGUAGGAGAAAGGAGCAAAGAGACAAGAAUUGGGAGCGGGAUUUUCGUGCCUCUUUUUAUCUUUGACACCAACUUACAGGAGUUUCUUCACCCAUUUGUACAAAACUCAUCUCAGAUUUCUCUUAAAUAAGAAACACUUUAGUAUGAGGAAAUUUUUUUACCUCUUUGUUUUUUAUAACUGUUGAGGUUUUUGUGAAGCAGCCAGGAGGCGUUUCUCAAGCAUAUUAAUAAAAAACAAUCUCUCUACCUCAA